UCAUCAUUCAUCACCUCCACAUCCCAACAAAACCUGUUCCAUUUUUGUUUCCUCUUCCUCAGAUAGAUAACGAUUCUAGAACUCACAGCUUUUAAGGGACAAAGCUUGACAUCUGGGUAUUGAUUGAUUAAAACUCUGAUCAGUUUGCUAAUGGGGUCAGAGUCUCCGCAAAGAGUAGUUUGUUGCUUUUGUUUCUCCACCAACAAGAACGAUGGAAAGAAGAGUAGGAGAUACGAGGUUUCAGGAUCAAACAUAGACGACAAAAGGUGGGAAAAGAACGAUGAGAUUUUAUCAGACUUGAGCACCUUUUCGGUUAAGGAACAAGAAAGGAAGCUGAAGAAGGCAUUGGAGGAGGAGGAGAAGAUUAGUAGGGAAGCCGACAGGGUUGUCAAAUGGGUGAAGCAAGAAUCAGCAAGAAUGGAUGCUUCUGUAAUCAAAACUGUGCUUAGUAAUCAUGAUGAAGAAACAACCAAGUAAUGGUUUUACACUUAUACUGUACUGUAAAAUUCCCUUUUUUGUUUCUUCCUUGAAGUUUGAAUUUUUGAUGCAUGUGGUUGUAUAUGGAAUUGGCAGCAGAAUUGGAAUUUGUAAAUCCAUUUCUCUUGUUUAUUUUCUAUCCAUAUGAAUAUUCAAUAUGAAAUUGUCCAUAUGAUGAAAAACAAAGUUUAGUUCGAAUGUAAAAUAAAGUCCAAUUCACUAGUAGUCCAAGUCUUCUCUCCCUCUCAAAUUAACCUUUGCAAUAACAAA
This is a messenger RNA of Quercus lobata, 747 nucleotides long. RefSeq lists its product as uncharacterized. The record is from RefSeq and is a predicted model, not a curated record. NCBI's taxonomy places the organism in Eukaryota, Viridiplantae, Streptophyta, Magnoliopsida, Fagales, Fagaceae. The transcript has a single exon. Bases 151 to 477 code for a protein of 108 amino acids.